Molecule: messenger RNA, 1110 nt
Organism: Phacochoerus africanus (Common warthog)
Lineage: Eukaryota; Metazoa; Chordata; Mammalia; Artiodactyla; Suidae
Gene: DPPA2
Product: developmental pluripotency associated 2
Exons: 8
Coding region: 1-1110 (369 amino acids)
Biological process (GO): system development
Cellular component (GO): nucleus
Molecular function (GO): chromatin binding
Source: RefSeq, a predicted model, not a curated record
AUGGCAUACCCAAAUUAUGAGAAGAAUUAUUUUGAAGGAGCAAUAGAUGAAGAAAAUGUGAUUCUUACAUUGGUUCCAGUUACUGAGGAAAUUAUUGAAGACCAUCAGAUGGAACCAGGUGUUUCUUCAGCUUUGGAAGUCAAGAGUACAAAUGAUGAAGUUCAUCCUCCUGAAACCAACAAACAGUUCAAAGCUAGCCCAAAAUCAUGUCAUAAAACAAUUCAUCCUUUGCCGAGCAUUUUGCCUCCAAUUAAUCAAGUGAAUCGGAACACUUUGCGGAACUGGUGUCAACAACUUAACUUGAGUACCAGUGGCCAGAAAAUAGAGGUUUAUAUGAGACUCCGGACAUAUGCUUAUUCUGAAAAAGAUCAGUAUAUUCCUGAAACAUCAUGGGAGACCAGAUUGCAGUCAGCUUCAAGGAAACACAAGAUGGUGACCAAGAGACCAAGAGUUCAGAAUAGUAAGAUGAGUGAGAGAGGGGAAAAGACCAACAUGGUUGAAGUGGUAACUCCGGCUCAGGAGGCCAUGUUGGCAGCAUGGUCAAGAAUUGCUUCAAGAGCCGUUCACCCUAAGGCUGUGAAUUUACCUCCCGUUCCUGCUUCUGUUGAGACCUUUCUGCCACAAGCCUCUGGUGUCCGAUGGUGUGUGGUCCACGGCAGACCGUGUUUUGCAGACACAGAAGGUUGGGUUCGCCUGCAGUUCCAUGCAGGUCAGGCCUGGGUGCCUCAUACCCCCAGGAAGAUGAUCUCUCUCUUCAUGUUACCUGCCUGUACUUUCCCAUCCCCAGACCUAGAAGAUAAUAUGUUAUGCCCUGAAUGUGCUAAGAGGAAUAAGAAAAUUAUGAAAAAAUUAAUUGCAAUGAGGAAGAGGAAAAAACCUAGUUUGAACACACCAACAUCAUUCCCUUCAGAUGGACCAAGUGGAAUCCCUCUUCUCUCCAUCUUCACUGCCACUACACUAAUCCAAGCCAUCUUCUCAUCUGAUCUCCCUGCCUUACUCCUACCUACUCUGAUCAUCAGCUACCUGAUGAUCAUUUUUAAAAAACAAUUACCUGAUCAUUUCCCUCUUUUCCACUGGCCCCCAAUGGUGGCGUCGUUUUGUGGGGCCUAA